This is a messenger RNA of Quercus robur (English oak), 300 nucleotides long. Its product is annotated as probable calcium-binding protein CML11. Lineage: Eukaryota; Viridiplantae; Streptophyta; Magnoliopsida; Fagales; Fagaceae. Gene Ontology annotation, molecular function: calcium ion binding. The transcript has a single exon. The coding region runs from base 1 to 300 and encodes 99 amino acids. The record is from RefSeq and is a predicted model, not a curated record.
AUGAGCAACAAGCAACCAAUUGAGCUUGACGAUGAGCAAAUCGCUGAGCUGCGUGAAAUAUUUCGUUCAUUUGAUCGGAACAAUGAUGGGAGUUUGACACAACUUGAGCUAGGAUCUCUCUUGAGAUCACUGGGUCUAAAACCAAGCUCGGAACAGCUUGAAACCUUGAUUCAAAUGACUGAUACGAACAGCAACAGUCUGAUUGAGUUUUCGGAGUUUAUAACACUUAUGGCACCUGACCUCCUUCCAGCUAAGUCUCCAUAUACAGAAGACCAACUAAGGCAGUUGUUUAGGCUUUGA